Molecule: messenger RNA, 5166 nt
Organism: Fukomys damarensis (Damara mole-rat)
Lineage: Eukaryota; Metazoa; Chordata; Mammalia; Rodentia; Bathyergidae
Gene: Fmn2
Product: formin 2
Exons: 21
Coding region: 1-3747 (1248 amino acids)
Biological process (GO): actin nucleation; intracellular transport
Cellular component (GO): nucleus; actin filament; endoplasmic reticulum membrane
Molecular function (GO): microtubule binding
Source: RefSeq, a predicted model, not a curated record
AUGUAUUAUGAACUUCUAAACUGGACCCAGGCUGCGGCCCUCCCACCUCCGCCCUGUGUGAAAUGUUCCUCUUAUCGUUUGAACUUUUCUCUUUGCAGGUCCUGGAGCUUUGAAGUUGCGGGUGCAUCUCCCGCUGGACGCGCUCCUCGCGAGGGGUCCAUGCAUUCUAUUUGCACUGUGGAGAUUCAAGUCCCGGAGAUAGAGGAGACGUUUUUCGCGCCGGAGUUCAGCGCAGAGCUUCCUGGUCACCGAGGGGGCGGCGGCGGCGGCGGCGCAGGUGAUGCCUCGCACGAAGGCGGCGGCGGCUGCGCCGAGGAUGCUGCGGGGCCCAGGGAUGUGGAAGCCACAAAGAAGGGCGGCGGGGGCAAGAAGGCGCUGGGCAAGCACGGCAAAGGGGGAGGGGGAGGCGGGGAGUCCGGGAAGAAGAAGAGCAAGUCGGACGCCCGAGCCUCGGUGUUCUCCAACCUGCGGAUCAGGAAGAACCUGUCCAAGGGGAAAGGCGCCGGCGGCUCCCGCGAGGAUGUGCUGGACUCGCAGGCCCUGCAGACUGGGGAGCUGGACAGCGCUCACUCCUUGCGCACCAAGACCCCGGACCUCAGCCUCUCGGCGGACGAGACGGGUCUGUCGGACACCGAGUGUGCGGACCCCUUUGAGGUGACCCGCCCAGGGGGUCCUAGGCCUCCCGAGGCUGGGGCAGGGGUCCAGCCGGUCGCCGAGGACUUGGAAACUGCGGCGGGGGCGCAGGAUGGACAAAGGACCAGCUCGGGCUCGGACACGGACAUCUACAGCUUCCACUCGGCCGCGGAGCAAGAGGAUUUGCUCUCAGACAUCCAGCAGGCGAUCCGCCUGCAGCAGCUGCAGCAGCUCCAGGACGCCCAGGCCGCGGACGGCGACGGGGUGACCCCCGCGCUGGCAGCUAAGGCGUCUGGGGCGCAGGCCCCAGCGGACGGCUUCCAGAACGUGUUCACAGGGCGAACUCUGUUGGAGAAACUGUUCAGCCAGCAAGAGAACGGGCCUCCAGAAGAAGCAGAGAAAUUUUGCUCCCGGAUCCUUGCCAUGGGUCUUCUGCUUCCUUUUAGUGACUGCUUCAGGGAGCCCUGCAGUCAGAGCGUUCAGUCAAGCUCUGCUCCAUUUGAUCAAGAUCAGCUUUACACCUGGGCUGCAGUCAGCCAACCCACACACGCCCUGGAUUACACAGAAGGGCAGUUUCCCCGGCGGGUCCCCUCAGUGUGGCCGGCAUCAAGAUCUCCAGAGGAAGAGCGUGAGCCUAAGGACGCCGAGACAGAAUCUCAAGCUGCUAUUUUGGAAACUCCAAAAAAAACUCCAGAUGCUGUUCAGCAGGAAGCAUUUGAUAUGCAGUCUGAGGGACAGGCGACUGUAAUUCAGCAGCUGGAACAGACCAUUGAGGACCUGAGGACCAAAAUAGCUGAAUUAGAGAAGCAGUAUCCUGUCCUGGACACGGAGGUGGCCGGCAGCCAUCCAGGGGUUGAGGAUGGAGUGACAGCCUCAGAGGACGUCUGUCUGGAAGUUCUCAGAUUAGGACGAAGGGAUGGACAACAUCAAAGGAUUGUAGAGGCAAAAUCAAUACAGACUUCCCCAACAGAGGAGGGCAGGAUUCUGGCGUUUCCAUCUGUGGGUCCUCCGUGCCCACCUGGGGCCGAGAAUGGGAAGUCACCUGCUCCGGCCUCAGCUUCUGGACCUCAGACAAAAUUCUGUUCUGAGAUUUCUUUGAUUGUGUCUUCAAGGAGAAUAUCGGUACAGCUCGAUGCCUAUCAACCCACACAGGGUAUAUCACAGCCUCCAUCUCCUCUGUCCCUUCAGUUGCCUGACGGUCAAGGACUGCCUGGGUCACAGCCCUCCCUCCCUCCUCUCCCCACUGACUCUGAAACCAGCCAUGAACACUCUAUUCUCUCCUACUCUGGAAACAGCUGCAGCAUCCCACACCCGCCGCCUCUGCCUUGCGCAAAGUCCUCUAGCUCCAUGCCUGGCGUGGGCCUGGAGACUCUCCCACCUUCCCUUGAUGUGACAGUGCCUGCUCUGCCCAGUACAACAGUCCCCCCACCUCCUCCUCUGCCAGGUUCUGAAAUGCUGCCACCUCCUCCUCCCCCUUUGCCUGGUGAGGGGCCUGGUGUAGGGGUACCUCCUCCCCCUCCUCCCCCUCCUCCUCCCCUUCCUGGAGUUGGGGUUCCUCCACCUCCUGCAUUGCCAGGUAUGGGUAUUCUACCUAUUCCUGCUCCCCCUCUGCCUCCUCCUGGGGCAGGAAUUCCCCCACCUCCACCACCUCCUUUCCUCCCUGGAUCAAAUCCUCCACUCUCCCCACAAGUUGGGACCAGCACUUUACCAACGCCACAAGUUUGUGGAUUUCUUCCUCCUCCAUUGCCAAGUGGGUUGUUUGGACUAGGGAUGAAUCAGGACAGAGGGAGUAGGAAGCAGCCAAUAGAGCCCUGUCGGCCAAUGAAGCCUCUUUAUUGGACAAGAAUUCAACUUCAUAGUAAAAGAGACUCCAGUCCUUCACUUAUUUGGGAAAAAAUUGAAGAGCCAUCCAUAGAUUGCCAUGAAUUUGAGGAAUUAUUUUCCAAAACUGCUGUAAAGGAGAGAAAGAAACCUAUUUCUGACACCAUCUCAAAGACGAAGGCCAAACAAGUUGUCAAGUUAUUAAGCAACAAAAGAUCCCAAGCAGUUGGAAUACUAAUGUCUAGUCUUCAUUUAGAUAUGAAAGACAUACAGCAUGCUGUUGUGAACUUGGACAAUUCUGUGGUUGACUUGGAGACCCUUCAAGCUCUCUAUGAGAAUAGAGCACAGUCAGAUGAACUGGAAAAAAUUGAAAAGCACGGCCGGUCCUCCAAAGACAAGGAAAAUGCCAAGUCUCUGGACAAACCUGAACAGUUCCUUUAUGAACUGUCACUAAUCCCCAACUUUUCAGAGCGAGUCUUUUGCAUCUUGUUCCAGUCCACGUUUUCAGAAAGCAUUUGCUCAACCCGUCGCAAACUGGAAUUGCUACAGAAACUGUGUGAGACAUUAAAAAAUGGCCCAGGGGUUAUGCAGGUUCUGGGUUUGGUCCUUGCAUUUGGCAAUUACAUGAAUGGUGGAAAUAAGACUCGGGGACAGGCGGAUGGCUUUGGAUUAGACAUUCUCCCCAAGCUGAAAGACGUCAAAAGCAGUGACAACAGCAGAAGCCUUUUGUCAUAUAUCGUUUCAUAUUAUCUUCGAAAUUUUGAUGAGGAUGCUGGAAAAGAACAGUGUGUCUUUCCACUGCCAGAACCUCAGGACCUUUUUCAGGCCUCACAGAUGAAGUUUGAAGAUUUUCAAAAAGAUCUCAGAAAACUAAAGAAAGACCUGAAAGCCUGUGAGACUGAAGCUGGGAAAGUGUACCAGGUCUCUUCCAAAGAGCAUAUGCAGCCUUUCAAGGAAAACAUGGAGCGAUUUAUUACUCAAGCUAAAAUUGACCAGGAAGCAGAGGAAACUUCACUGACAGAGACCUAUAAAUGCUUUUUGGAGACUACAGCCUAUUUCUUCAUGAAACCAAAAAUUGGAGAGAAGGAGGUGUCCCCAAAUGUUUUCUUCAGUAUCUGGCAUGAAUUCAGCUCUGACUUUAAAGACUUUUGGAAGAAAGAGAAUAAACUUAUCCUACAAGAGAGAGUAAAAGAAGCUGAAGAAGUGUGUAGGCAGAAAAAAGGAAAAUCGCUUUAUAAAAUAAAGCCAAGGCAUGACUCUGGAAUUAAAGCAAAGAUAAGCAUGAAAACCUGAACCAGGAACAGAAGGAUGAAAAUGAGGAACAACUUCCACAAAAUUCAACUGACCUGAGGGGAGGGAGGGAAACUACAUCAUCCUGAUGGUUUUCCCUCUUAGCCUCCUGCAUAACCUUUGUGUUUUCUAGACAGUUCACCAAUUGUUGAAUUAGUGUCUAUUGAUCGGUGGAGACCAGUGGAGAAUUACAGACCUUUUCUUUUUGUAAUUGUUUAUGGCAUCACAUUGAUAGCCCCAAACAGCGUGUGCAAGCCCCAGGGUCUGCACUGGCUCUGCGCAUGCUCCGUGUCAGCCUCUAGUAUCUCUGUGAGACUUCUCACUGCGGAAACACUGCUCUGUACUGUUAGCCAACACUCCACGUCACUGCAUCCAGAUUCAUGGAGAAGUCGUAGUUUCAGUGAAUUGUUUGUAUCUGUUUCAUGUCUACCUUAUAAAUUUUCUAUUUUAAAAAUCUAAGUACCAUUUAUAUAUCAUAAUCAGUGCUUUCCCAACUCUUGGGUUGCUCUCCAUAGCUAUAUAUUUGUGAAAGAAGAUUAUCAUUUUUUAACUCAAGUCAGAUAAUGAAUAGAAAAACACAUAGCAAAAGAAGAAAUAGUUUCCUAUAAGUUAUUUAAUAUAGACAGAAUCAGAGGUUUAAGUUUAAUGAGAGCCUAUAAAAAGCUUAUUGCCACAGAGGUGAAUUAAAUCAAAGGUAUGUCUCUCCUUAUCUUUUACUUUACACUUUGCAAGGAAAUUGUCACUCGGUAGUUUGAAAGAAUUUAAAUAAAUGAUGCUGAUACAAUUGCCAAACAUGACUUUCAUUUAAAAAAAAAAAAACAAGAAAAACUGGGGUACUCACUGGAUCCAUGUAGAACCUAUUACGGAAAAACACUUCCUUGUUUAUUUUGACAUGAUUGAGGUUAUCAUGAUGAGUUACAGCAGGUGAUUAAAGCUAGAAAGUGGGAAUGUAAUGAUUCAUUACCAAAAGAAGUCAAGAUAGGAUUUUAUUUUACUUUGAGGAAAAAUACAUGAAUCUUCCACUCAUUCUGAGAGUAUUUUAAAAUCAGCUCAUGAUACAUUUUGAUGUUUAUUUCUAACAUUAAUAGUUGCUUUUAUUAUUAUUUCUAUUAAUGAUAUCAGUUGAGAGUUAUGGUUGUAGAAAAAGGGGAAAAUCGAUUGCUUUUGCAAACCAAUUAUGGAAAGCGAUUUUUAAACGGUAAAACAAUGUUCUAAAUCAUAACUAUGUUUGUAUUUAUGUAAAGUAUGGUAUCUUACCUUUCAGUUUGUAAUUUAAGUGCACAGAAACAGUAGUGGUUUUCUUCUGUUUUGUAGUUUUCCUGUCCCCUCAGUCCCAUCAAUGUGUAUAUUACCAUUCCUCAAUGAAGUAAUAGGGCAUUUAACAAAAAUCGCUCUGUGCAAUACUGUAUGUAGUGUUUCUAU